This is a messenger RNA of Neurospora tetraspora, 1104 nucleotides long. RefSeq names its product alpha carbonic anhydrase. Gene Ontology annotation, molecular function: zinc ion binding; carbonate dehydratase activity. Lineage: Eukaryota; Fungi; Ascomycota; Sordariomycetes; Sordariales; Sordariaceae. The transcript is spliced from 3 exons. Gene Ontology annotation, biological process: one-carbon metabolic process. Bases 1 to 1104 code for a protein of 367 amino acids. The record is from RefSeq and is a predicted model, not a curated record.
AUGGCCAGGAUAUUCAAGUCGUUGGUGGUGGUGGCGGCCGCGUCCGUGACGCCCGUCUGGUCGCUCUGCUCGCACAACACCUUCCUCCACCCGCGAGAGGAGGGCAAGGCAGUUCAAGUCAAGAAGUUCGGAUACACUGGCGUUACCGGUCCGCUGUUCUGGUCCUCGCUUGCACCCGAGAACACCGUCUGCUCGACGGGAACGCGGCAGUCGCCCAUCGACAUGACGGAAGGAUCCUUCAACAUGAUGUCCUCGUCCGAUAUCCAGGUCGACAUCCCCGAUUUCACCGAGGGUACCGAGUUCGAGAACCUCGGAACCACUAUCGAGGUCAUUGCGAAGGGUGGCUCGAUGACUCUCGGCGACAAACAGUAUACUCUGCAGCAGUUCCAUUUCCAUUUGCCUAGUGAGCACUUGGAUAAUGGAACGACCCGAGCCAUGGAAAUGCACAUGGUCUGGCAAACCGAGAACCAGGAGAUUGCCGUCAUCGGCACCUACAUCGACGUCGCCACCGAGGCUGGUCCCGCACUUGCCAUCCGUCCCAUCGCUCCUCCGGCUCCUCCCGCUCCUCCCGCUCCCAGCGGCGCUCCUAUUCCUCCCCCCAUCAACGGGACCGCCCCAGCUGCACCGGCACCAGCCAGGUUCCGCAUCAGGGGAAGCAAACGCCAAAGAAGACAAGAAGCCGUUGUGCCUCCUCCUACCAACGAGACGGCGGCCCCAGUGCAAGACGCCCCCGUCUCGGGUGCGCCCACCGUCCUUCUCGAGACCAUCUUCGGCACCGUCGACGCCAUCCGCACGCCCGGCACCGUGACCCAGACCCCUCCUUUGGUCUUAUCCGAGGUGGUCAACAUCUGGAAGUCGGGUCACUUCCAGGGAUACUCCGGGUCCCUCACCACCCCUCCCUGCAGCGAAGGCGUCAGCUGGCUCGUGUCGACGCAGACGCUAAGGAUCUCGCCUUUGACGUUUGAGAAGGUUCGCAGUGUUAUUGGGUUCAACUCGCGCAUCACGCAGAAUGCGCCUGGUCAGGAUAAUAUCCUGGCUAUGGGGGCUAUUCGGCAGUUGAAUAUGUUUGCUUCUUCUGGGGCUGCGUCGCAGCCGGCGCAGUGA